GCGCGGCCCGAGGAGCCGCCGUGUCGGCCCCGGGUUUCUGGGAACCGGUUUUGCUGCUGUGUCAUUUUGUACCAGCCCCUCCUUUCCCUGCUGCCCGCCGCCCCGUUCUUCCUACGCCCCUUUGUAUGGUGUCUUCUUCGUGUAUGUCCGUUUUCCUCGCGAAGCCCACCAGCCAAAUGUCAUAAUGUUCCCGAGGUGCACGGGGGAAGGGAGCCGGCCAGGACUUAGAUUGGCCAAGCAACGGUAAACACCAAGCGGAGUGCGGGUGGACGAGGCUGGCGGUGGGGAAAUAAAGUUUAAAGAUGAAGAAAUUGGGAAGGUUUGAUACUCUUGGCAUCUAGCAGGAUUAUAGAAACGGCGACUGGGCUGGGCGAUAGAUAGCACUUGUUUAAGCCUGAAUCUGCUGACUUUUAUAUGGAGUUGUCAUUCAAGCAAGUGCCUGAUCAACUUUCUAGCAGGAGAACGAUCAUGGAGGUGGUGCCAGCUGAGGUGAAUAGUUUGCUUCCAGAGGAGAUAAUGGACACUGGUAUAACUUUAGUGGAUGAUGAUAGUAUUGAGGCUGUUAUUGUUUCAUCCCCAAUUCCCAUGGAGACAGAACUGGAAGAAAUUGUCAACAUAAAUUCUACUGGCGACUCUACAGCCACGCCCAUUUCCACGGAGCCAAUCACAGUGUACAGUAACCACACUAACCAAGUUGCAGUGAACACCACAGUUACUAAAGCAGAUUCUAAUACCACAGUGCAACCAGCUUUUCCAAGUGGCCUUCAAAAACUUGGUGCUCAGACUCCUGUGACUAUAUCAGCCAAUCAGAUUAUUUUAAACAAAGUAUCACAGACAUCUGAUCUUAAACUUGGCAAUCAGACCCUUAAACCAGAUGGACAGAAGUUAAUUUUAACAACUUUGGGCAAGUCUGGUUCACCAAUUGUUUUAGCACUACCCCAUAGCCAACCCCAGGCUCAGAAAGUUACAACUCAGGCCCAGUCAGGAGAUGCUAAGUUACCACCGCAGCAAAUUAAAGUAGUUACCAUUGGAGGGAGGCCAGAGGUGAAACCUGUCAUUGGUGUCUCAGCAUUGACCCCAGGAAGUCAACUGAUUAAUACUACAACUCAGCCCUCUGUGUUACAGACCCAACAGUUAAAAACAGUACAGAUUGCUAAGAAGCCUCGAACACCAACCUCUGGUCCAGUAAUCACGAAGCUGAUCUUUGCAAAACCAAUUAAUAGUAAAGCAGUUACAGGACAGACAACUCAAGUAUCACCACCAGUCAUUGCAGGUAGGGUUCUUUCACAGUCUACUCCCGGGACUCCUUCAAAGACCAUAACAAUAUCUGAAAGUGGUGUUAUUGGAUCAACUUUAAAUUCUACAACACAGACACCAAAUAAAAUAGCCAUCUCACCUUUGAAAUCGCCAAAUAAGGCAGUGAAAUCAGCUGUGCAGACCAUCACUGUUGGAGGCGUGAGCACAUCACAGUUUAAGACAAUUAUUCCUCUGGCAACUGCUCCCAAUGUCCAGCAGAUUCAAGUGCCUGGAAGCAAGUUUCAUUAUGUCCGACUUGUUACUGCCACAACAGCCAGUAGCUCAACCCAGCCAGUUAGUCAGAAUCCCAGUACAAACACUCAGCCUCUUCAGCAAGCAAAGCCAGUGGUUGUUAAUACCACCCCCGUGCGGAUGUCAGUUCCACUUGUCUCAGCACAGACUGUCAAACAGGUUGUUCCCAAACCAAUCAAUCCAACUUCACAAAUAGUUACCAGCAGCCAGCCACAGCAGCGGCUCAUCAUGCCGGCCACGCCACUGCCACAGAUCCAGCCAAACCUCACCAACCUCCCGCCAGGCACUGUGCUGGCACCGGCUCCGGGCACAGGAAAUGUAGGCUAUGCAGUGCUUCCAGCUCAGUACGUGACUCAGCUACAGCAGUCUUCAUAUGUGUCUAUAGCAAGCAACUCAAACUUUACUGGAACACCUGGUAUCCAGACCCAGGCAAGGCUUCCAUUCAAUGGCAUAAUCCCAUCAGAGUCUGCCAGUCGGCCCAGAAAGCCCUGUAACUGUACAAAAUCGCUGUGUUUGAAAUUAUACUGUGAUUGCUUCGCAAAUGGUGAAUUUUGCAACAACUGCAAUUGUACUAAUUGUUAUAAUAACUUGGAACAUGAAAAUGAAAGGCAAAAAGCAAUAAAGGCAUGCCUUGACAGAAAUCCAGAAGCUUUUAAACCUAAGAUAGGGAAAGGAAAGGAGGGAGAAUCAGAUCGACGUCACAGCAAAGGAUGUAAUUGCAAACGAUCAGGAUGUCUUAAAAACUACUGUGAAUGCUACGAGGCAAAAAUAAUGUGUUCCUCAAUAUGCAAAUGUAUUGGCUGUAAGAAUUUUGAAGAAAGCCCAGAAAGAAAGACAUUGAUGCACUUGGCAGAUGCAGCCGAAGUAAGGGUACAGCAGCAAACGGCAGCAAAGACUAAGUUAUCCUCUCAAAUUUCAGACUUGCUUACUAGGCCAACACCAGCUUUGAAUAGUGGAGGAGGAAAAUUGCCGUUUACAUUUGUAACUAAGGAAGUAGCUGAAGCCACGUGUAACUGCCUCCUUGCCCAGGCAGAGCAGGCAGACAAGAAGGGAAAAUCAAAGGCAGCAGCUGAACGGAUGAUACUUGAGGAAUUCGGACGAUGUUUGAUGAGCGUCAUCAACUCUGCGGGAAAAGCAAAAAGUGACCCUUGUGCCAUGAACUGCUAACUCUUGCACAAAGAAUGGUGAAUGGAAAUGUACGGAAAAUUGAAGGUGCAGGGACACUUGAUUUUCUGGAAGAUAGUUUAACAACUGUUGUAUUGUUAAUUCAGUCCCUCUGAGACCUGAAAUUAUAAUAUUGAAAGAGAAGAAAUUUUAAAUAAGGAAAUUAGUACAUUUGAAAUCUUAAGUUAAAUCUGCUUAUGCCCCUUCUAAAUUGAAUUUUUUCUUUAUUGUAUUAUAUAGAUUAUUAAUUUGCUUGGGUUUCUUAAGAACUAGAUGUCCUUUCCUUCUGAUUCUAUUGAUAAAGAACAAUUAUAAAUUGCUAUAAUUUAUAGUGUA
This is a messenger RNA of Camelus dromedarius (Arabian camel), 3048 nucleotides long. It is a transcript of the gene LIN54, whose product is annotated as lin-54 DREAM MuvB core complex component. The transcript is spliced from 13 exons. The coding region runs from base 415 to 2715 and encodes 766 amino acids. Gene Ontology annotation, biological process: regulation of DNA-templated transcription. Gene Ontology annotation, cellular component: nucleus. The record is from RefSeq and is a predicted model, not a curated record. Lineage: Eukaryota; Metazoa; Chordata; Mammalia; Artiodactyla; Camelidae.